Molecule: messenger RNA, 980 nt
Organism: Alosa alosa (allis shad)
Lineage: Eukaryota; Metazoa; Chordata; Actinopteri; Clupeiformes; Clupeidae
Gene: nkx2-9
Product: NK2 transcription factor related, locus 9 (Drosophila)
Exons: 2
Coding region: 50-721 (223 amino acids)
Biological process (GO): cell differentiation; regulation of transcription by RNA polymerase II
Cellular component (GO): nucleus
Molecular function (GO): RNA polymerase II cis-regulatory region sequence-specific DNA binding; DNA-binding transcription factor activity, RNA polymerase II-specific
Source: RefSeq, a predicted model, not a curated record
UCAUCUCCCGCUGGAGCUUCCAAAAAAACCAAAACAUUUUUACGCAAACAUGUCGGUCUCCACAAAAUUCAGUUUCACCGUGAGAAGCAUUUUGGAUUUACCCGAGGACGAGGGGAACAGUAUUCCACGUUUCCGGGCGGAUCCAGUCUCCGAUGCAGCCUACUCGUCAUGGAUGAAUAUUGACGGAAACCACUGCACAUCAUCAGAUGAAGGCACUCCAGAUAACACAUCUGAUUCACUCGAUCCGACGGAGGCCUCAUUGGAAACUGAGAGCGACAAGAAGAAGAAGCGCCGCGUGCUCUUCUCCAAAGCGCAGACCUAUGAGCUCGAGCGGCGUUUCCGCCACCAGCGCUACCUGUCGGCUCCCGAGCGCGAACAACUGGCGCACCUGCUCAGCCUCACUCCGACGCAGGUGAAGAUCUGGUUUCAAAAUCACCGCUACAAGAUGAAGAGAGCCCGUGCCGAGGGACCCUCGGACCUCGGCCAACCAGCGGUGCUGCAGAGGAUCAUGGUCCCUGUCCUAAUGCGAGAUGGCAAACCCUACCAGACUUGCUUCAUCGGCGCUGAGAGAAACGGAUGUAUGGUCGCCUCAGCAGCACCUGCCCCUCACUACAGCGUUCAGGGAUGCCAGUCUUUACAGCAUCCCACGCCGCUCGGCCUAUUUCCCAGAUUUCAGCACUUUACGCACUCUGUGCCCACUUCACACCAUUUCGUUUGGUAAAAUCUCACCUAAGACACCAACAAGGAGACCGUUUUGACUCAUACAAACACUUCACGAAGUUGGAUCAGUUUUUAGAAUGAAGAUAUUUGUCACAUCCGUUUGAGGUGUGUUUGAUUAAAACUAUUUAAACAUAGUUCUUUCAGAAAUACCAGAAGAUAUUUUGCACAUAUUAUAUGUUUUACUGCCAUUUUAUAGUCUUGUUUUGUAUAUUCGAAUAUGAUGAACAUUUUAGUGGGUUCUGUCGCUUAUAACUUUGCGU